AUGGACGGGGAAGCUUGGGGAGGCCAGAGGUCCAGGGCUAAAGGCUGCAGCCACAGCUGCUCCAGCAGUGGGCACCUUCGGGACCGCGGUAGCCAAGGGCCCUGGGGCGGGCGGGGGCCGGCGCGUAUCCUAUGCGGAGGCUGCACGGCCGACCCCGGCCCACUAGAGUCCCCAGGCGGCCCCAGGAGGCCCCGCGGGCUCGGACGGGCGGAACGGUGGGGGCCGGGCGGGCGAGACGAGGCGGCCCCGCAGGGGCCCCGCGUGCGGCGGGCGCGGGAAGGGGCCGCGCGACCCCCGCCCCGCCCCGCGAGGGCGGUAACCCCGCCCCCUCCCCGCGCCCGCCAAUCACCGCCCGCCCCCACUGUCUGGGCCCGCCUCCACCUCACGCCCGCCAAUCAUCGCCCGCUCCUCGCCGCCUAUAGGAGCGGCGCGAGCCGCCGAGCCGCCUUCCCAUUGGCCGCCAGGCUGUCCGUCUCGGGGCAGUGCCCCCCCCAACAGGCGCCCGGGCGGCACCGCCAAGGACACAGGGGCGCGGCCCGUCCGCCCCGCGCGCCCCCCGCCCCGCUCCAGCCCUGGCCCCCACCGCCCGGCCCUCACCGCCCAGUCCCGCCGCCCGGCCCCGACGCAGGACCCACCGGCGCGUUCGUCCGCCCCGCUCGCAGCCCCAGCUGUGACAGCGGCCCCGACCACCGGUCCCACCCCGCCCCGCCCGUGCGUCACAGCGUCGCCCCACCCCUCGCCCUGGCCACGCCCCUCCGCCUCGUCCCAAUGCGCCUGCGCCGCCCGGCGCGCGAGGUGACCCCUGGGAUGGGGGCGGGGUACUGGCGUCGCCCGUGGACAGUCGCCAUGGCCGAGGGCCCCCCAGUACAGCCUGGAACACCUACCGUGACCCGCAACCGUCACCGCGCCUUGAGGAUCCCAACCAUGGCCUGGGUGCCCCUGUCAUGGCCUGAGGACCUCCACCGUGGCGUGGAGUUCCCCUUGCCCUGGGAGACCUCAGGCCUUUGGGGAUAUCCCAGCGUGGGUGACAGCCAGUGGGGGCUCAGAGGGUCAAAGGAAGUGCCGGGGGAGCUCUGGGGUUCUGGCAGUUUCCUGCCGUGUGGCGCAACCUCCGGCAUGCCGGAUGGACGUGGGGAUGAGGAGUGUCCCCAGAGACCACGUCCCUGA
Messenger RNA from Pseudopipra pipra, 1167 nucleotides. RefSeq names its product basic proline-rich protein-like. The transcript is spliced from 3 exons. The record is from RefSeq and is a predicted model, not a curated record. Lineage: Eukaryota; Metazoa; Chordata; Aves; Passeriformes; Pipridae. Bases 1 to 1167 code for a protein of 388 amino acids.